Messenger RNA from Marmota monax (woodchuck), 11207 nucleotides. It is a transcript of the gene Iqcn, whose product is annotated as IQ motif containing N. Lineage: Eukaryota; Metazoa; Chordata; Mammalia; Rodentia; Sciuridae. The transcript has a single exon. The coding region runs from base 57 to 11120 and encodes 3687 amino acids. The record is from RefSeq and is a predicted model, not a curated record. Gene Ontology annotation, molecular function: protein binding.
GUCUGUCCAUCGACCUGUCCUCCCCACAGGCCCAUCUGACCUGCUCAGGAACCAAGAUGAUGCAGCCGGCCGCACAGCUCCAGUUCAUGAACCAGUUGUCACCGAGUGGGCAGUGCAUCCCCCCGCCCCAGCCCAUCCACUGCCUCCCGGACAAGGUGGGGAGAGCGUCUGCGCAGCAGUAUGAGGCCCGCAAGUCCAAGGAGCAGCUUCCGCAACAGCCGGCUCAGAGCAAGAUGGAGCCUCGCCGCAUCCCAUGCCUCCGGGCGGUGGUGGAGAGCCAGGCCUUCAAGAACAUCCUGGUGGACGAGAUGGACAUGAUGCUGUCCCGGGCAGCCACCCUCAUCCAAGCCAACUGGAGGGGCUACCGGCUCCGGCAGAAGCUCAUCUCCCAGAUGUUGGCGGCCAAGGCCAUCCAGGAGGCCUGGCGGCGCUUCAACACGAGGCGCCUUCUCCGCUUCAGCAAGGUCACGGUGAAGAGGGUGAGCAAGGAGGAAGGAGACAUCCCUUACCACCCGCCCCAGCAGGUGCGCUUCCAGCCCCCGGAAGACAAGCCCCUUCAGGUGCAGCCCGUCAUGAUGAGCAAGGAGACCCAGUUCCCGUCCUCCGACAGCCUCAUCACCUGCAUCCCCCAGCUGGGUCUGCUGCAGCACCCCGCGGCCCAGGGCAUGGCUGGGCCCGGAGUGCAGGCUCCCCACGGCCCCGGAGCCCACGGGGUGGCCUUCCUGCCGCACCAGACCAUCGCCAUGAGACUUCCGAGUCCGGUGAGUCUAGAUCCCAAAUGCCAGCCGUGCCUGCUGACGAAGACCGUCAGGAGCUCCUGCCUCAUCAGGCACCUAGAGGGGGACACGGUGAAGACCAAGCACGUAACUACCAGAGCCACCAGAGCAGGGGCCCCAGAGCCACCCCCCUCGGGCAGGUAUGGCCAGGCAGUUCCUGGAACAUUCAAGGCCCAGAUCCAGGCCCACGUGGAAGCCGAUACCCACAAGACCCCACCCCAGGCCUUCCCAGCGUCCACCCUGAGCAAGACCCCACCCAAGAGAAGUCCACUGGUUUCCAUAGCCAGGACCCAGGCCCAGGUGUCCCCCAUUUCCACAGUGACCAAGACGCCACCUCAGACAGGUCCAGGACCCAUAAUGACAGUCAUGAAGACCCUGCCCCAGACAGGCCCGUCGCCCACAGUGACCAGGACCCAAGCUCAGAUGCGACAGACACCUUCACUAACCAACGCUCCACUGCAGUCGCGGUUAGCAGCCACCAUGGCCAAGAUCCCCCCCCAGGUAUGCCUGUUGGCUUCAGUGAUGAGGCCCCCGUGCCCGGCACGCCCAGGGGCCACCACAGCCAGGCCCCCGCCACAGACGUGCCCAGUGUCUGCAGUGACGAAGCCCACACCCCAGAUACGCCUGGUGACCGCCCCCACCAAAAACCAGAUGCAAACUUGCCAAGCCGCCACUGUGACCAAGACUCCGUCCCAGGUUUGCCCAGGUGCCUUCAUAAUGAAGCCUCCGCCCCAGACGCGCCUGGCGGCCAUGAUAGCUAAGACCCCAGCCCCGAUCCGCUCAGUGGCAGCUGUCCUCAGGACCCUGUGCCUGGUCCCUCCCGUGGUCGGAAAUCUCAGAACGCCACCCCAAAAGGCGGCGGGAUCCGCCGGAAUUCCCCGCGCCUGCUGCACCGUGCACCUGAACGCACAAAAGGGCAAGGUCAUGGUGAACGUGAGGCAGACAGCCGGCGUCAAGGACUCAUCCCACUCGUUCCUGGCUGAGGGGAAGGUCCGCAGUGUCCCCCAGCCACACCUCGAAGCUGGGGCUCCCAAGCCUAUGGCCAGGGGUCCCUUGGAACCUGAGAAGGUCAGGACCUGCCUCCAGAGGCAGGUGAAAAAAGAAACAGUGUCCAAGACCAACAUGACGAUGGAAAUGACCCAGCCUUUGCCAUGGACGAAGGUUGCUGAGGACAGGAACAAGUCCCCGCCACAGGCACAGCAGAGGAUAGACCUCAUCAAGGUGCAGUCCCAGGUGUCCGUACCUGUGGAAGCAGCUGCGGCCCUGCCCCGGGACCAGAUGGCCUCCCCUCUGACCAAGACCUUGGGCCAGGUGCGUCCGUCUCCCAGGCAGGCCAAGGCCCUGCCCCAGGAGCAGCUGACCACACCCCUGACCAAGACCUUGACCCAGUUACAUCCAGCCACGGAGCAGGCCAAGGCCCUGUCCCAACAAGCACAUCUGGCCACAUGUCCCCCAACAGCCAUGCCCCAGCCACACCUGGCCACGUGCCUGACGAAGACCACAUCCCAGGUGCAUCUGACUUCUGAGCAGACCAAGGUCCUGUCCCAGGGACAUCUGUCCACAACCCUGGCCAAAACCCUGCCCCAGCCCCCGCGGGCCGCACCUCUGAUGACGGCGUCCCCACUGCACUCGCCCGCCAAGCAGACCAAGGCUGGGCCCCAAGCACACCUGGCCCCGCAAUCACCCAAGACCCCCUCCCAGGUGUACCCACCCUCCAGGCUGACCAAGACCCCGUCGCUGGCUCACCUCGUCACGUGUCUGACCAAGGCCCAGUCCCAGGUGCAUCUGAGCUCGGGGGCAGUAAAGAUCCAGUCCCAAGCGCAGCUGCCCAUUGGGCUGACCAAGACACAGUCCCAGGCCCAGCUGGUCUCCCAGACCAAGUCCUUCCUCACAGCUCGCCAGUCCACGGACCUCAACAGCAAGACGCAGUCCCAGCCCCUCCUGACCGGAUCCAGGGCGUCUGCCCCCUCCUGCCAGCACCUGGGGGCAAUGAGCUUCCUGCCCCGACCCAAGUCCGAGGACAGACCUGCCCAGCUCCAGCCCCAAGGCCAUGUCCAGAGCAAGACCACGCAUGGCCCCUGCCCAGUGGCCUCAGAGGCCCAGGGCAUGCUGGUACCUCUGAUGACCUCCACCGGACAGCCCACGUGCAACAUCGAGCCCUGGGGUGACAGCGGAACGGCGCGGGCCCAGCCGCCCGUGGCCAGCCAGGCGGUGCCCUGUCAGGAGGCGGCGGCUUCCCAGAUCGCCUCCCUGUGCGCGGAGCUGGCCGCUGUGCUGGGCUCCCAGGAGGACAUCCGGGCCCUGCUGGCUAAAGCCCUCUCCCAGGGAGAAGUGCGGGCCGCUCUGAACCAAGCCCUGUCCAAGGAUGUCCUGGGCACCACUGUGACCAAGGCGAUGCCGCAGGGCAUGCUGGGCAUGGCCCUGGUGAAGGCGUUGUCCUGGGGUGAACUGGGCGUCACCCUCUCCCGGGCGCUGUCUCGGGGCGAACUGCGCUCAGAGCUCACCAAGGUCAUGCAGGGCAAGUUGGCCGAAGUGCUCAGCAAGGCCCUGACCGACGAGGAGCGGGCGGCCCUCGGUCAAGCCCUGUGUCAGGGGGAGCUGGGUGCUGUCCUCAGCCAGUCUCUGUCCCAGGCAGCCUUGAGGACUGGAGCCAUCCUCCCCAAGGCCUCCUCGAAAGCUGUGGGCAGCGGGAUGACUCUGCUGCCCGCCUCGGUGGAGGUGGACUGCCGGGGGAACGCAUCGGCCGCGUGGGGAUCCGCCGUGGGCCCCGGGAGUCCGCAGCCCAGCAAGGUCAGGGUCUCCCAGGUUGGAGGCUGGGAGGACUUCACCAUGGGCCAGCACGCCGGGCUCCUGGAGGAGAUGGGGGACGGGGCCACGUUGGAGGGGUCACCCUGCUCGACACUGUUCCCUGUGGGUAUGUCCCUAACCGGUAGGAUGGUCCCCAGCAUCUACCACUAUCCCAUGGUCAUGGGCCUGGACCUCAUACAGCCCUGGGGCAGGGGGCCCGCGGGGGCCUCGUAUCUGAGCCCCAGCAUCAAAAAGAGAAGCAGGUGGCUGACCCCAGGGGCCAGCCCCGCGACGGGUAUGGAGGGCCCCCACUUGCCUAAGGCGCCCCGCGCUCAGCCACCCCCCAGCCUGUGGCAGUCCUUCAUUGUCAACGGCAUAGGCCCCAGCACAAGCCAGCCAUCCGUGACAUGUGACAGUACCCCGAGCUCCCACAAGCCACAAGUGGUCAGCAGGGUGGCCUCUCAUUCGUGGGCGCUGUCAGGGAAGGGCAGCGGGGCCUUUGGUAGACCUCCGGGCAGCGUGGGAGGCAGGAGGGCGGUCCAUUCCCAGCCGUCUUUCCCCGUCUGUCAGGAUGCCGCUUGCUGGUGUCAGUUUUCGGGGGUCAGGAGGGUGUCCCCCAAACACUCCCAUCACCGCUCAGUGAUCAGAGGUCAAAAUCAGCUCUGCCAGGCCCCUGAGGAGGCUCUGAGGAGGAGGCCCCAGCCUCCAGGUCACAAGCCGGCCUUCCAUGGUCCCAGGCAGGUAGUCACCAACAUGACCGCAAGCUCAAUGAGGACCACCAUGGUGAGCAAGGUGCAGGCACCCAAGUGCCCGGCAGGUGGCAGUUUGUACCCAGGUCCCCCAGCCCUCAUGUUGGGACGCGGCCUUCGACUGAGGGGGGCUCUAACAAGGAAUCCUCCCCGUCCCCGGGAGCAUGUGGCUAGUCACCAAAUGUCCCUUCUCAAUGAGUUGGUGUCCAGUUUGCCACAGCACCCAGACAAUGUCCUGACUAGAAACUUUACUCCGGGCUCCGUGGUCCCCAGGCAGAAGAUCCCAAACCUCUACUGGAGCCCCCCUACUGUCCCCCCGCUCACCCCAGUCCUGAGCCGUGGCCCAGUGUCCAGCCACAUGGCCUUGAGUGUCCACUGGGACUCAGAGGAACAGAAGAAGAAUAGGUCCUCCCCGGGCCAGAGCUCCCUGGAUCUGGUGGAGAGAGUCUCUCAGGAGACUUUCCGACCAGGGCUGAGGAGGAGUCUGUCUCUGGGCACUGUGGUCCCUGUGGAGCACCAGCAGCCAUCUCUGGCCACCAAGCUGGCUCUUAACCAGUCUCAGUCUAUAUCGGCCAGUCAGGGAGCCCCGAACCUAGCCAAGUCAAUCCUUUGCCAGCUGCCAGUGGGCGGCAGGUUGACCCGAAGCCUGUCCCAGCCUACAGUGUGCAUUAAGGUGCCCUCAAGCAGAGCCCAGCCCCUGGCCACCAUUAGACCAGCCUCAAGCCCACCCCAGCCAAGAGCGGGUGGCAGGGUGUUCCUAGUAAUACCCAGCACGUCCUCAAGCAGCAAGGUGGCCUCUGGAGGUGUAUGUACCUCUGGGACUGGCAGGGAGACCCCUAGUAAAGCCCCCCCAUCUAUGGCCAGUGAGAUAGUCCCAAGGUCUGGCCAUUUAUCUGAGGCCAGUAGGGUCUCCACAAGCCUGGUCCCUAUAGCUAGGACUGAUGGGGUGGUUCCAACACAGAGUCACCCCUCUGAGAUCAGUGGGGUGACCCCCAGCCCAGCUCAGCCACCUUUGGCCAGUGGGGUGUCCCCAAACUUGGCUCAACCUUCUGUGGCUAUUGGAGUUUCCUUAAACUUUGUCCAGCCACCUGUGGACAGUGGGGUGUCCCCCAGCCUAGCCAAGCCAUCUAUGGCCACAGGACUGCUCCCCAGCCUAGUCCAGUCAUCUGCAGCCAGUGGGGCAUCCCCAAACCUGGCUCAGCCAUCUCUGUGCACUGAAACGUCCCCCAGUCUAGCCCAGCCAUCCAAGGCCAGUGAAGUAUCCCCAAGAUUUAUCCAGCCUUCUAUGGACAACAGGUUGUCCCCAAGCCCAACGCAGCUACCUAUGGUCAGCGGGGUGUUCUCAAGUUUUGUUAAAACUUCUCUGACCAGUGGGGUCUCCCCAAGCCCAACCCAGCCACCUAUGGACAGUAGGGAAUCCCCUGGCCCAGCCCAGCCAUCUUUGGCCACUGGGGUGUCCCCUUGCCUAGCUCUCCCAUCUAUGGCCAGCGGGACAUCCCCAAACCUUGCCCAACAAUCUAUGACUGUUCGGGUGUCCCCAAACCUUCCCCAUAAGUCUAUGGCCAGUGGGAUGACCCCAAGCCCAGCCCAGCCUUCUAUAGCUAUUGGGAUGGCACAACUUCUUGAACAAUCUUCUGUGGCCCAUGGGAUGUCCUCAAAUCUUGGCCAGCCUUCUAUGGCCAGUGGGAUGUCCCCACAUCCUGCCCAACCAUCUUUGACUAGUGGAGUGUCCCCUGGCCUCCCUCAUGCAUUGAUGUCCAGUGAGGUGUCCCCCCCCCUUGCCCAGCCUUCUAUGACCCCAAGCCCACCCCACCAAUCUGUGGCCAGUGGAGUGUCUCAAAGCCUAGCUCAACCUUGCAUGGCCACUGGGCUGUCCCUAACCUUUGCCCAGCCUUCUAUGGCCAAUGGGGUGUCCCCAAGACCACCCCACAGAUCUACAGCCCAAGGAAUGGUUCUGAGAAUGUCCCAACCUCCUAUGGCCAUUGGGAUGUCCCUAAGCUUGGCUAAUCCUUCUGUUUCCCAUGGGGUAUCCCCAAGUAUUGGCCAGCCUACCAUGGUCAGUGGGAUGUCCCCAAGCCCACCUCACCUAUCUCUGACCAGUGGGAUGGCUCCAAGUCUAGAUCAACCUGUGGCCAGUGGGGUGUCCCCAAGCCCACCCCAACGAUGUACAGCCCGUGGAGUGUCUCCAAGAGCGCCCCAACCUUCUAUGGCCAGUGGGCUGUCCCCUACCUUUGUCCAGCCUUCUAUGACCAGUGGGGAGCCACCCACCCUUGAGCAGCCUUCUAUGACCAGUGCGCUGUCCCCAAGCCUACCUCACCAACCUAUGACCAGUGCGCUGUCCCCAAGCCUAUCUCACCAACCUAUGGCCAGUGGGAUGUCUCAAAGUCUAGCUCAACCUUCUGUGGCCAGCGGGGUGUCCCCAAGACCAUCCUACCAAUCCACAGCCUAUGGAGUAGCUCCGAGCCUGGCCCAGCCUUUUAUAGACAGUGGGGUGUCCCCAAGUCUGGCCCAACUGUGUAUGCCUGUUGGGAUGUCCCCAAGCUUGGUCCAUCCUUCUAUGACAAAUGGGGUGUCCCCCAGCCUAGCUCACCCACUGAUGGCUGGUGGCUUAUCUCCCAUUCUGUCCCACCGACCUAUGGCCACUCAUGUGGCUCCCAGCCCGGCCCAUCUAUCCAUGGCCAGUGGGGUACCCCCAAGGUUUAUCCACCCCUCCGUGGCCAGUGGGCUGCACCCCUACCUGGCUCAGCCACCGGUGGCCAAUGAGGUGUCCCCAAUCUUUGCUCAGCCUUUCAUAGCCCACAGGGCGCCCCCAAGCCUUGCCCAGCACCCUAUGCCCUGGGGAGUAUCCCAAGGCCUGGCCCAACCCGCUGUGGCCAGUGAGGUGGCCCCAAGCCUAGCCCAUCCAGUAUUGGCCAGUGGAGGGUAUCCCAUUCUGUCCCGCCAACCGAUGGCCAGCGGGGUGGCCCCCAGCCUUAUCCAAACACCUCCAUCCAGUCCACCUGUCUCCAGGCAAACCUGGGCUGACCACCCCUUUCUGGCUCCAGGGGCAUCCCCUCUUCUGGCUCAGGCCUCCAUGGCUCAUCUGGGGCCCCUGAGCCUGUCCCAGCCCUGCAUGGCCACUGGAUUGGCCUGUGGUCUCUCCCAGCCAUCCGUGAUCUAUGGGGUGGGCCGGGGUCUCUGUGAGCCAGCCCCAGGGCCCCGGGUGGAUCCGACCCUGCAGGCCUCACGAGUGAGUGCAGGUGCCCCCGGCCUGUGCCCUCCGUCCGUCUUCCUCUCCCUCGGCUCGGGCAGGUCCUACUCCUGCGUGCCUGGGAGGCUGGGCCUGGGUCUGCACCAGCCUCCUCUGGAUGUCGGGGUGGGCACGUGUGAGGACCCCGCCGUGGCAGAUAGGGUGGUCUCAAACCUCCAGGACGCUCAGUUCAGCCAGGUGUCCCUUGGGCUCCACCAGCCGUCCAGUGUGUGGGGGAGGCACCCAACAGCGGUCUCCAUGUCCGCUCCCAACCUCUACCAGACGGAUAUGACCAAGGAGGUGACCCAAGGACCCAGUAUGUUCCAUUCGACUUGGCUCAAGGGCAUGUCUGCCUGCUCCUCUGAGGGGCCCGCAGCCGCUGGGAUGCUGCUCAGUCUGUCCCAGGGGGCUACCCCCGCUAGCCUGGCCGGGAGCAUAUUCCAGAAAAACAUGGUGCCUUCAAUGGGCCCAAGCCAAUGUCAGGUGACGGAUGGCCUGGUUCCCAUGGCGUCCCAGGUCUUGGAGAGAGGGGUCUCUCUGACCCAUGGAGAAACUUCCAUGGCCACGGGGAUGGACCCCAGUCGUCCCCGUGUCGCACUGCCCAGCAGACUGGGUACGAGCCAGGACCCGCUCUCCGUGUUUCAUCUGGGCCUCAGAACCUCUCAGGCCACCAUCCCACUGCCAAUGCCAUUAGACCACCAGCUGCCCGCCGUGCCCACAGUGGUCCCAUCUAGUUACCCAUAUGCACGUAUUGUCCCUGAGGAUUCUGUGAUGGGGACAGCCAGUGGUAGCCUUGCCUCAAGUUCUGCAGACCGUCGGCUGACCCCAGCCAUGGUCCCAAACGCUGUGGCUAAUUUUAUGGCCUGUAGUCUUUCCCGAGGCUCUGUGAUCAGGGGUAUGGGUCAGGGCCUUCCCCAGGGGUCCAUGGUCACUGGCAUGGCCCAGAGUCGUCUUCUAGACCCCACGGCCAGUGGCAUGGCCCGCAGUCUCCCCCCGGGGACUGGAGCCGGUAGGGUGGCCCCUCAUCAAAUGGCGGCAUCGGGAGCUAAAGGGAAGAGGCUGGGCCUGGCCAUGGGGCCCUUGGCUAGGUUCACUGCUCCGAGUCUGUCCCCGGGUUUGGUGGCCCCUGGGGUAGGCCCAAGUGUCCCUCUUGGUUCUGUGAAAACCGGAGGCCAGGGAUCUCCCCAGGGGUCCAUGCUCAUCGGACUCACGCCCCGGCCCUACCACGGAGCUGGCGAGGGCCCUGCGGCCCUGCUCCAGGCCGCCCAGGCUGCCCAUGCCGCCGGCCUGGCCCAGGUUCACCCUCAGGCCUCAGGAGCCCAGGGCACAACCAGGGCUCAGCACCGAGUGCCCACAGUUCUGUCAAGAGCCUCACCCUUUACUCAGGACCCUAGGAUACUGACACUGGGGACCAUAGAGGACCCGACCAAAUUGAAACCCAGAGAGUUAGGUGGGGCUCUAGCCCAGGAAUCAGGAUCCGAUAGAGAGUCCAACAAAUCCAAGGUCCUGGAGGUGACCCCAUGGAUGUACCAGAGCCCCAUGGACAAUUACGUCGAGACUCCUCGAGGGCCCCCACGGGCAGAGGAGACACUUCCCAAAGGCCAGAUGUCACUGCUGGGCGAGAGGGCUCCCGGCCAAGCCAGCGGCAUGGCUCCCAUCCCUUUCCGGGCCAGGCACUCGAUGACCAGUAGCUUCUCCGCAAGUCUCCAACCCGACUCGGCCAGCCCCAGGGGUCCCCCCAGCACCUACCUCAUCACCACCAGCAGGGCCCAUAGUCUGCAGUUGGGGACCGCAGUGGACAGGGCCAUGCCACAGCCCCUGACUCCAGUGGUCUCUGACGAUUUCUCAGCUCUUCAGCCCGAGUCCAAGACUCACAUGAGACCUCCAAGCCAGGGGUCACUGACUUCUGAUAUAGUCUUGAUGUCACCCCAUCUGACCAGUCCCGUGGCCUCCAGCUUAUAUGCAGGGUCUGUGGCCAGGACGGAGAGCUCAGGUGUGCUCCAGAGGUCAGGGUCCAGCAACGUGGCCCCACACGUGCAGCCCUAUCAAUCCUUGGUUAAAAAAGCCGUGCCCGGUCACUCCCAGAUGGCACCUGUCCCCAGUACAUUCCAGAAACCAGUGUCCGGGAACCUGACCCAGACCAGCCUCAAGUCUCUCCGCCCUAAAAAAUACUACCGACUCAUUCAUGGUAAACUUAUUCCCGAGUUGCUAGAAGGUUCUAUGACCACGGUGGUGCCCUCCAAUCAGGUGCAGCGGCAGGAAACCCAGUCCCCCCUGGCCAGCCGCAGACACUCCCCUUGUGAACUGUGGGUGGGCAGGACACCCACCGUCCAACCCAGUGAUACAGCCUAUGACCCCAGUGUCACUAGACUGUCCCCCGGGGUUCGGAGGGUGUCUCUGGGCUAUACAACUUCACCCAGUGGCCUCUGGAGGCCCCUCCUUGAACAGGACUCCCAUGAGUCCAUGCAUCUUGUCACUAGACAGCACAAGCCAUUUCCGACCCCCUCUGUCCACCAGGGCCAGAUCUCCCAUCAUGCCGUGGGUCCUGUAGCUGGCCUUCACAAGCCAUCCCUGGUCCCCACUGUACUCCAGGGCCCCGUGGAUGCUGGCUUGGCCAGUGGUGUUCCCAGCGUAGCCGUCAGGCCCAUGGACCACGCUGUGGCCCCCCAGAGCACGUGGGAGACGGCCAGGGGCCCCGUGCCGUGGGACACCUUGGGCAGCGUGGCAGCGGUGAGCCCCAGACAGCCGGGGGAGCUGAUGGUGUCCGUGCAGACCAUGGAGAAGAUCCUCGUCCGGGCCGCGGUGGUGAUCCAGGCAUUCGCGCGCGGCUACCUGGUCCGCAGUACCAUCCGGGUGUGGCAUCAGUGCGCUACCGUCAUCCAAGCGAGUUGGCGUGGCUUCCGCAUGCGACGGAACCUGGCCCGGCUGUACCGAGCCACCACCAUCAUCCAGGCCGCCUGGCGAGGCUACUGCACCCGCAGGGACUGUGCCCAGCAGAUGCUGCUCCCGGCCGUGUGGGUGGAGCUGGGCAGCAAGGUCCGGGCGGCCCCCCAGCCCCGCUGUUUCCAGGGCAGUGAGGCCAGGCUGGGCUCCGGCCACCGCUGCUUCCAGUCCUGCCAGCCUCACAUCUGCAGCCUCUGCCAGUCGCUGAGCCCCGGGCUGGGCAACCCGCCCAGCGUGGUGAUGCUCGUGGGCUCCAGUCCCCGCACGUGCCACAUGUGCGGCCACACCCUGCCCACGCGAGUGGUGCAUGGCACGGGCCGCAGCAUCUCCAGCCCGGGGGGCCUGCUGUGGGCCUGCAGCUCCCCGAAGGCCUCCCAGGGCCUCUGCAGGUCACCCGGCCAGAACAGAGCGGCCAUGGCCAUCCAGUCGGCCUGGAGGGGCUUCAAGACCCGCCGCCAGCUCUGCCAGCAGCAGUCGGCAGCCAAGAUGGUUCAGUCCAACUGGAGAGGCCACUACACCCGGAGCUGCCUCACCACGGACAUGCUCCUGGGGUCGGGAGCCCCGCGGGACUGCUCAAGGGAUCCCUCGCGACACAGCACCCACAGCGCCCGGUCCACGCGCUGGCCCGGCGUCUAGGACCCUGGCUGCGUGCCAGCAGAGGGACAUAUGGGAAGGACCGUGUGGCUCUCUGGGUCUGAUGAAUAAAGUCCUCCACAGCCUGGG